Aedes aegypti (yellow fever mosquito) is the source of this 10119-nucleotide messenger RNA. RefSeq names its product flocculation protein FLO11 (gene Mur89F). Gene Ontology annotation, molecular function: chitin binding. The coding region runs from base 785 to 9295 and encodes 2836 amino acids. Gene Ontology annotation, cellular component: extracellular region. NCBI's taxonomy places the organism in Eukaryota, Metazoa, Arthropoda, Insecta, Diptera, Culicidae. The transcript has 5 exons. The record is from RefSeq and is a predicted model, not a curated record.
ACUUUGUAACCGUCAGCGCCGCGAUGCGGAAGGUCGCAUCCUUGCCAGAGUAGUACCGAGAUCCUGAUCCUUGUGACUGAAGGUGGCAGCAGGACUUGCCUUUCCUGGAGAUCCUGGAAGAAUUAUUGGAUAGUUUGGUGGAAUUGUUCUGUUUUGAGUGAAUCGUAACCAGACAGCAAAGUUUUCAAAGAAGAAUUCGGUGAAAAUCAAGUGACAUCGGUAAACACUGAAGUGAGGGAAGGAGUGGUUCAAGAGGCGGGACGUGAAAAAAUCAACCGCAAAGCAAAGGUCAGGAAAAUUAAGGCACCCUUUUUCCCGCGGCGGUUCAGCAAAUUGAAUAACCGAUAGGCUGCGACGAAGCAAGACAAGGUGUGGUGAGUGAUUUGCUGGACAAACAUCACACAGGAAGCAUUCCUGAAAUAACGUGCUAACAAGUGCCUGGGCAAGUUUACGAAAACGAUUCCAAAAAUAGCUCGCGGACGGGAAAAGAGAAAGGUGUUUUAUAAGGAUUGGAUUGUGAUAUUUUUUUUGGAAUAUUUUUGGUGGAAAACUUGUGGCGCGGACGCUGAACGGUGUGAAGUGAAACUGGACGCGGUGAGAAUCCGUAAGGAGCUGAGUGAAGAAUUCGUUGGAGAAUUUCAAGGACUCUUUUGAAUAUUGAUUCGAAUUUUUCAUAUAUAAGAAACGGCCCCCAUCCUAUCCAUCGUAGCAGCUUUUGACACGCCGCCGAGAACCGAAAUUCACCGGAAAGAGGGAGAUAGUCCCAACGCGUAGCAGCACAACUAUGGCUACCCCACAGGCUCUGUGGGCGUUAGUCCUUCUCGGCACUUGGGCGCUACUGCCGACGACCAUCCAAGGCGCCAAUGCCCGAUUCCAGUGCCAAGAGGAAGGAUUUGCAGCGGACCCGAACGACUGUGGCGCCUUCUACCGGUGCGUGCAGGAAGGUGACAAACUGACCCCAUACAAAUUCCGCUGUGGACCUGGAUCCGUGUUCUCCGAAGUUGAAAACACUUGCGUUCAUCCGAGCGACUCCGGACGGCCGGAAUGCGGCGGCUUCAACAACGAACUUGACGGUCCCAUGGCCGGAGAAUCGUCCAAUAUGCACGAGAACGCUAUGAACAGUCCCGAGGAACCGCAGCAGCAGGAGCAGCAACAGCAGGAAUCUCAGCAACCCGAAUGGCAGCAGCCGGAGUCGCAGCAACCUGAAUCGCAGCAACCCGAACCGCAGCAACCGGAAUCGCAGCAACCCGCGGAACCAGAGCAGACCUCGAACUCCGACAAUGAUAAUGACAUCAACUCGGGAAGCAAUGGCAACGGCGACGACUCUGAAACGCCUUCCGGAGAACAUCCAGCAGCCAUGGAGGACAGUUCACCGUGUAGCGAUGAUGGAUUCAUCGGAGAUCCGGAUGACUGCCAGAUGUUCUACCGUUGCGUUUCGAACGGCCAGGGCGGUUUCACCAAGUAUCCCUUCCGCUGCGGAGACGGAACGGUCUGGGAUGAACGAAUCAACUCGUGCAACCACGCAACAGCCGUCGAACGAUGCGGACGGCAGACGGCUAACGACUACAUGGAAAGCUACAACCAAUCGAGCGCUUCCCAGGAGCAGAACAUGAAUGCGAUGAGCAGCUCUCAGACUUCGAACGGAGUGCAAACCAACAUGACGUCUGCGUCGAGCAGCAGCAACAGCAACAUGAGCAACUAUCAAAACAUGACAACCGUCACCGAUAACGGUCAGAGUUCUUCUUCUUCCUCUAGCAGUUCGAGCUCCAGCUCGAGCAGUAGCAGCAGCAGUUCGAGCAGUACGACAAGCUCGACGUCGAGCGGUGGAGGUAAUAACCAGUGGAAUCAGGGUUCUAGCAGCGGUGGUAACAAUCAAUGGUCCAAUCAGCAACAGUCGUCCAACAACAAUAAUAAUAACAACCAAUGGAAUAAUAAUCAGAACAAUCAAUGGAGCAAUCAAAAUGGGCAGGGCAAUCAGAACGGUCAGUGGAGCAAUAGCAAUCAGAAUAAUCAGAACAACCAGUGGAGUAAUCAGAACAAUCAGAAUAGUCAGAGCAAUCAAUGGAGUAAUCAGAACAAUCAGAACAAUCAAUGGAGUAAUAGUAAUCAGAACAAUCAGAAUAAUCAGAACAAUCAAUGGAGUAAUCAGAAUAACCAGAACAACCAAAACAAUCAGUGGAAUAAUAAUAAUAACCAAAACAACCAAAACGGCCAAUGGAAUAACAAUAAUCAGAACAAUCAAUGGAAUAACAAUAACAUUCAGAAUAAUCAGAACAAUCAAAACAAUAAUCAGAAUAAUCAAUGGAAUAAUAAUAAUAACAAUCAGAAUAAUCAGAACAAUCAAUGGAAUAACAACAAUCAAAAUCAGAACAAUCAAUGGAGCAAUAACAAUCAAGGAAGUCAAAGCAGUCAAAAUAAUCAGUGGAGUAGUAGCAAUCAGAACAGUCAGAAUAACCAAUGGAAUAACAACAAUCAAAACAGCCAGAGCAAUCAAAACAAUCAAUGGAGUAGCAACAACCAAAACAAUCAAAAUAGUCAGAACAAUCAGUGGAAUCAGAAUAAUCAGAACAACCAGAAUCAAUGGAAUAAUAAUAAUAACCAGAAUAACCAAAACAAUCAGAAUCAAUGGAAUAAUAAUAAUAAUAAUAAUAAUCAGAACAAUCAAAAUCAAUGGAGUAAUAAUAAUCAGAACAAUCAAAACAAUCAGAAUCAGAACAAUCAGUGGAACAACAACAACCAAAAUAAUCAGAAUAAUCAAUGGAAUCAGAACAAUCAGAACCAGAAUAACCAGAACAAUAAUCAAAACAGUCAAAGCAGCCAAUCGAGCAAUAGCAGUAGCAGUAGUAGCAGCAGCAGCAGCAGCAGCAGCAGUAGCAGUAGUAGCAGCAGCAGUAGUCAAAGCAGCCAGAGCAGUCAAAGUAAUCAAAACAACAGCAAUCAGAACAAUCAAUCGAACAACAACAGUCAGAGCAGCCAAUCGAGCGGUAAUAAUCAGAGUAGCCAGAGCAACCAAUCUAGCAGUGGUAAUCAGAGCAACAAUCAGAGCAGCCAGUCGAACGGUAGCAAUCAGAGUAAUCAGAAUAAUCAGUCGAGCAACAACCAGAACAAUCAGAGUAGUCAGUCGAGCAAUCAAAGCAAUCAGUCAAGCAACAAUCAGAGUAGUCAGUCGAGCGGUAGCAAUCAAAGUAAUCAGAAUAAUCAGUCGAGCAACAACCAGAACAAUCAAAGCAAUCAGUCUAGUAGUAGUAAUCAGGGUAGCCAGAGUAGUCAAUCGAGCAGCAAUAAUCAGAGUAAUCAGAAUGCUAGUAAUCAAAACAAUCAAUCGAGCAGCAGUAAUCAGAGUAAUCAAUCCAAUAGCAACAACCAGAGCAACAGCAAUCAAUCGAAUAGUAGCAAUCAGAGUAAUCAGAAUAAUCAAACGAGCAGUAAUCAGAACAGCCAAAGCAAUCAAUCGAGUAGUAACAAUCAGAAUAAUCAAUCCAGCAAUAACCAGAAUAACCAUGAGAAUCAAUCAAGCAGCAGUAGUAAUCAAAACUCGCAGAGUAACAGCUCCCAACAACAAGGAAGUCAAUCUAGCAAUAACAAUAGUCAAAGCUCCAGUAAUUCACAAUCGAAUAAUAAUAAUGAGAUAAACAACCAACAAUCUAAUAACAACAAUGAACAAACAAGUAAUCAACAAUCAAGUGGCAACAAUCAACAGUCAAACAACAACAAUCAACAAACUAAUAAUAACAAUCAAUCCAAUAAUAAUAAUCAAACACCAACAACCACACAAGUUACUACAACGCAAACCACUGAAAGUUCCACAACUACACAAAUGCCAAUUACACAAACACCAACAACACAAGCACCCACAACUCAAGCACCAACGACACAAACACCCACAACUCAAGCAUCUACAACACAAGCACCCACAACUCAAGCAUCUACCACACAAGCACCUUCAACACAAGCACCAACAACACAAGCACCCACAACUCAAGCAUCUACCACACAAGCACCAACGACAUCUGAGGCAGCUACAGCAGAAGCUUCAGAAACACAAGCGCCAACAACUGAAGCUCUAUCAACACAAAACACUACCACACAAGCACCAUCGACACAAGUUUCAUCUACUGAAACUACCACUACACAAGCUUCGUCCUCAGAAGCACAAACCACACAAGCACCAUCCACAGAAGCACAAACUACACAAGCACCAUCAACACAAGCACCUAGCACUCAAGUUCCAUCUACUGAAGCUCCAACCACUCAAGCUCCAUCCACAGAAGUUUCAUCAACAAUGGCACCAGGAGCACCGGAAGCAACAGACGCUUCAUCGACACAAGACACAACCACACAAGCACCCACCACAGAAACACAAACCACACAAGCACAAUCAUCAGAAGCACCCGCAACGGAAGCACCAACCACACAAUCACAAUCCACCACAACACAGGAGGCUCCGACAACAGUAGCGCCAGCAAGCGCUACAGAGCCUUCGACCACCACCACCAUUACACAAAGCACAACAACGACCACACAAUCCACCAUGAUGGUCACACAAGCCGUCACUACUGCUUCAGCAACUUCGACUGAAACUGUCACUAUGUCUCCCACAGCAACAACCGAAGAGAGCACCAAUCCAGAUCUCAACGAAGUUCAGACUGCGUCAAGCACGACUGCUGCCCCCACCACCACUACUACUACUACGGCUUCGUCCAGUUCGCAGACAACUGCCGCACCGGCUUCUUCUUCGUCUUCAGGCAGCUCCUCUGCCUGUACCGGCGAUGGCUUCAUGGGUGAUCCAAACGACUGCCAAAAGUUCUACCGUUGCGUCGAUAACGGAAAGGGUGGUUACACCAAGUACGACUUCAAGUGCAGCGAUAACACGGUUUGGGACGACAGCAUCCAGAACUGCAACCAUGCGUGGGCUGUGCAGGACUCGAAGUGCGGUCAAGCAAUGUCUCAGGGCUCGGGAAGUGGUGGACCUCAGGGAUCUGGUGAUAACAAUCAAGGCCCAAGUGGUCCGAGCAACAAUAACCAAGGUCCGAGUGGUCCGAGCAACAACAAUCAAGGCCCAAGUGGUCCGAGCAACAAUAACCAAGGUCCGAGCAACAAUAAUCAAGGCCCGAAUGGUCCCAAUAACAAUAAUCAAGGUCCCAAUGGUCCCAACAACAAUAAUCAAGGUCCAAAUGGUCCCAGUGGUCCGAAUGGUCCUAGUGGUCCAAACGGUCCCAAUGGUCCGAACGGUCCUAAUGGCCCAGAUGGUCCCAACAAUAACAACCAAGGUCCCAACGGUCCGAGUAAUAACAAUCAAGGUCCAAGUGGACCAAACGGUCCUGAUGGUCCAAGUGGACCAAACGGUCCUGAUGGUCCAAGUGGUCCCAACGGUCCUAAUGGUGCCAAUGGACCGAACGGUCCUGAUGGCCCAAGUGGUCCCAAUGGUCCAGAUGGUCCCAACAAUAACAACCAAGGUCCUACUGGUCCCAACAACAAUAACCAAGGUCCAAACGGUCCCAACAACAAUAAUCAAGGUCCAAACGGUCCCAAUGGACCUAAUGGCCCGGACGGGCCCAGCGGUCCAAAUGGCCCCAGCGGUCCAAAUGGUCCCAGCGGUCCAAAUGGUCCCAACGGUCCAGAUGGCCCCAGUGGUCCAAACGGCCCCAACGGUGAAGGACAAGGCCCAGAUAAUGCAGCUCAAGGACAAGGAGGAUCAAACAACGGACCAGAAGCAUCGAACCAACAAUCAAACCAGACGCAGUCAACUCUUCCACCCUGUCAGCAACCUUCCACGACCAGUGCACCAGCCGUACCGGCCGGAUCUAACGGAGUCUGUGAGCGGGAAGGCUUCAUGGAACAUGAAUCCAACUGCAAGAAAUUCUACCGCUGUGUGGACAACGGAAAUGGUGGUUUCACUCGGUACGAGUUCAACUGCGGAGCUGGUACUGUUUGGGACAAUGAUAUUCUAGCAUGUAAUCAUCCGGAUUCAGUGAACUCCAAGUGCGGAAAUGGUAAUGGAGGCCGCCCCGAAGGAGGAAGCCCGUCAGGACCAGGCAACACUUAUCUACCGCCAGAGCCAUCGAGCACCACUGAAGCUAUGUCAACUUCUUCCGAAAUGGUCACUGAAGGUCAAACCACCGCUAGCGGAGUAGAUAGCACCAGCGAAGCACAGGAAAUGAGCACGGAGGGAACAACAGCGGGUCAAGAAUCGACAACUGCCGCUGGUCAGGAAACGACAACUGCCGCAGGUCAGGAAACUACAGAAGCUCCAAAGGAAGAAACCACUGCUGCCGGACAGGAAGCUACUACCGCUGCUCCCACCGAACAAACUACCUCUGCAGCCAGUCAGGAAACAACCACGUCUGCUAGUCAGGAAUCUACAGCUGCGAUGAUGCAAGAAUCUACCACAGGACAACCAGCUGAAAGCACUACCCAAUCUGGAGAAACAACAACUACAGAAACAUCCGAGCAAACCACUGAAACCCAACCAGCUACCACUCUUUCGCCGGAAGGAUGCAACUCCGAAGGAUUCAUGCCACACGACAAGGAUUGCAAGAAAUUCUACCGAUGCGUUGACAAUGGAAAGGGUGGCUACAACAAAUACGAAUUCACCUGCGCUGAAGGAACCGCUUGGGAUCAAAGCAUCCAAGCAUGUAACUACGAAUACGAGGUACCGAACUGUGGAGCCGACAGUCCACCAGAGCCUUCUCCGGAACCAGACUCUCAGAGCACUCAGUCCCCUCCAGAUUCUGAAAAUCAGAUGACAACCACCACAGCCGCGGCCGAAAGUACUACUCAAGCUCAAGAAUCAACUACUGCGGCAGCUGGACAGGAAACAACAACAUCUGCAUCUGAAAUGACCACCCAAGCGCCAACUGAAACUACUACAUCGGCUCAAGAGACAACGACAGCUCCUGCUCAGGAGACUACAACUUCUGCCGCGCAGGAGACAACGACAGCUGCUGCUCAGGAAACUACCACUUCAGCCACACAGGAAACAACGACAACUGCUGCUCAGGAAACUACCACUUCAGCUGCUCAAGAGACAACGACAGCUGCCGCUCAGGAAACUACAACUUCCGCUGCUCAAGAAACAACAACGGCUGCCUCCCAAGAAACAACGACGGCUGCCGCUCAAGAGACAACAACAUCAGCCGCUCAAGAAACCACCGCUGCAUCUGAAGAAACCACAACAGCAAGUCAAACUACGUCAGCUGAAACAAUGACCACGACUAGCGCACCCGAAGAAACAACAGCCGCGGAAACUCAAUCCACAACCGGUGGAUCAGCGGAAAGCACCACCACUUCCGAAGAAAAACAGGAAACGACCACUCAAUCCAGUGAAACUACCACCACAGCGCAGGAAAUGACUACCAGUCAACCAUCCAGCGGAGAGUGCACUUCGGAAGGAUUCAUGGGUGAUCCAAAUGACUGCAAGAAGUUCUACCGAUGCGUAGACAAUGGAAAGGGUGGCUACACUAAGUACGACUUUACUUGCGGCGAUGGAACGGCUUGGGAUCAGAAUCUACAGACUUGCAACCACGCAAAUGUGGUUGAGAUGUGCGGCGGUCAAUCGACAGGUAACAACAAUCAAGAAUCCUCAACCACAACUGCUUCUACUACCACUGAUUCAUCAUCAUCAUCUAACACUACCUCUUCUGCACCAUCUUCUACUACUUCCUCAAGCACCACUCCCACUAACACUCCCUCUUCCACAAGCAUGACUUCCUCUUCCCCUAGCAUGACAACUUCCUCUCCCAGCAUGACAUCUUCAUCCACCGCCGCCGAGUCUAACGCUUCUACCACAAGCAUGCCAACAUCUGCAACUACUCCAACCCCGGUUAACUGUACCGAGGCAGGCUUUUUCCCGAACCCAGAUGAUUGUACCAAGUUCUACCGGUGCGUCGAUUGGGACGGAAUGGGUGAAAACUUUUCCGUGUUCCACUUCGAUUGCCCGGAAGGUACAAUUUGGGAUCCCAGUGUAAAUACGUGCAACCAUGCGGACAGUGUCUCGCCUCCGAGAGAUUGCUCCCCUCGAAUGACAACGUCAUCUGAGUCGCCUGCAACUACAGAAUCCAUGUCCAUGACAAGCACAGAACCUACAACAUCCUCUGUUACAGGCGAGCCAAGUGCUACCACAACGAAUGCUCCAGACAUGGAAACGACCACCGCUGGCCAGGAAAGUACCACGCAAGCAGGCCAGGAAACAACGACGCAAGGCCAGGAAACCACUACUUCGGGAAGUGGUGAAAGUACCACGAUGGCUGGUCAGGAAACCACUAUGCAACCGGAACAAGAAACCACCACUCAAGAAUCUCAGAUGACUACUACGGGUGAGCAAAUGACUACCCAGGAGUCUACAGAAGCUACAACACAAGCCGCAUCUGAAACAACCACUCAGGCCGCCACAGAAACUACUACUCAAGCUGCCGCUGAAACUACUACACAAGCUGCCGCUGAAACUACCACUCAGCCAGCUGCGGAAACGACUACGCAGCCAGCUGCUGAAACCACCACGCAAGCUGCUGCUGAAACAACAGCCGAAACGACCGAAGCUGCUCAAGAAACCACCACCCAAGCUGCCACCGAACCAGCUGAAGAAACAACAGCACAGCCCACAGAAGCAACCACUCAAUCAGCUCAGGAAACUACGACUGCAGCUAUGACAACCGAAUCUCAAACUGAAUCGGCUACUGAGUCAGCUGCAAUGGAAACCACCACCCAAGGCACCCAGAAGCCACCACCGUCCGGAUCUGGAGACUGCCCUCCAGUUGAAGAAGGUCAAGCCCGGUUUGUCUGCCCAACUGGAUUCCGUAGACAUCCUCAGGACUGCAACAUGUUCUACCAGUGUACGCAGAAGCCCAACAGCAUGGACUACAGUAUAGUAGUGUUCAGCUGCCCGAACUCAACCGUCUACCACGAAGAAGGAAUUCAGUGCAACGAACCUGCCGAAGGAGAUGAACAAUGUCAGGCGCCUAGCAUGCGAUUCCUGCGCAGCGCUAUGGCUCCUCAAGUUCAAGUCAUGCAAUUGCGAUCAACGAAGCCACUCUGUCCAGCAGAGGGUCACUUCGCGCUGGAUGACCAGAAGUGCAGCUCGACGUUCGUACGCUGCAUGGCCGGCGAAGGACGAAGCGAUGGCAACCUGCAGCCCAGCAUGUACCGCUGCCCGAAGGGUUACAUCUACUGGAGCGUGAGCCGACGCUGCGAACGGGUAGCCAAGGUACCCGAGUGUCAGAAUGCCCGGAUGCUGGAACGGUCCGAGCUGCCAGUCGAAUGGAUCAACAUCGGCAACCGACGUAGAAGUUUGUUCUGAGCUGUUGAGCAUGCCGAGCGAAACGAUUAGUCAACGACCUUUCAGACGACAACGAGACGAGACGCACCCUCUAGUUCGAUAAGCUAGCCUUAGGGAUUUUAGAUGUAAUUUACUAUAGCCUGUUACUAUACACUGCUGCCACCAACAGGACUGAUAUGUAGUAACGACAUUCCGUGGAUCAACAGCUCAGAAUCAAGGAAACUAUGAGUAUUCCGCAAGACACGAACUCAGUACAAGAUAAGAAGAGAGACACAAGUGACAUGUGCGACAUCUAUCUAGUUCUAGUCAGAAAGAUGUCAUAAUUUUAGUGUAACGCCACUCGAAAGCCAUAUUUGCAUGAUCCCAGACAAUUCCGGAACGAAAAAAAGUGAGUUAAUAAGUCAAUCUAACCCCAUUAUAUAGGUAUUUAUUCUGAAUGUAAAUAUCUGCUUGUAGAAGCAAAAUAGCCAGAAAUAAGUUUUUAGCAUUCAAAUUUCAAUGCUCAAGAGCGCAAAAACCCAUAUUAUUCGCAUCCAGUUCGCGGUACGAAGAAGUGAUCGACCCAGAAAGACUGUUCCGCAAUGUUGAGCUGUACCUCAAACAUACAUCUACUGUAUACCGAGGCGGCCAAAAUCUUUUCUUGCAAACGAGCCUCUCUUGCUCUGAAUGACGUCGAGCAGAAGAGAGUUGAAAAUGAUUGUUUCCGAGAAAGAUGCCGCUGAACAUGGGGCGGAACAGAACGAACUUUGUUCAUGAACUAUUUACGAAUGAUGUGCUAGUUUCGAAACCCGUACACUAGUGUUUAAGACAAUAAGGUUAAAUAAAUGUAAUUUAUUGUAAAAAAA